UUCAAAUCUUAUUAUACACUUUAGAUUCUUCCAUUGCUUUUUAUCUUUGAAGAGUUUCAUUUCAUCAUAAUCCAAAAAGAAAAAGAACCCAAUUCAGUUUCUUUCUUUUUCUACUAAAUCAUUACUAUUUAACAUGAAGCUAUUGGCAUCAUCUUAUUCAUCAUCAUCACCGUCAUCAUCAUCAACAUUUAGCUUUGACCCAUUUUUUAGAAGCUCAAAAACUGCUUCUUUAGGGUGUCUCACAACAAUUUUUCACAGGGUUCUCUGUUCUGGUGGUCUUCCAACACACCCAUCAGAUCAAAUUAAAGAAUUUCACUCAAACUUCAUUGAAAGUGAAAAAGUUCAAAUUUUGAAGACUAAUACUUCUUCUUCUUCUUCUUCUUCUUCUUCUUCUUCUUCUUCUCCUGGAAUAGUUGCAAGGUUAAUGGGUUUGAAUUCAAUAGCAGAGAAAGAGAUAGGUGAGGUUCCAAUUCCACCAGCUUUUCAUUUGGUUGAAAAUGAAAACUUUUUGGUGUUCAGUUUUGAAAGUAAAGAAGAAUUCAAGUCCAAAGGGAGAAGAAGAAAAGAAAAGGGUUGUGUUGAGUUGAAGGUGAAAAGAGAAGAGAAAAACAAGAGAGGUUCUUCUGAUAUGUGUUGUGUGAAUGUGGGAAGUGAUGGUGAAUUUCAAUUUGAGAACAGUUUGUUUAAAGAAGUUGGAAAUGGUGGUGAGAAAGUGAAGAAGAGAAAGAAGGGGAAAACAUGUGUAGAAAAGAAAGUUGAAAGUGAAUGCUGUUCAGAAGAUUCUAGUCCUGUUUCUGUCUUUGAUUUUGAGCGUGAUGCUUCUGGAACAGAGGGAGGUCUUUGUGAUGUUGGUAUAAGUUGGAGAAGAAAAUUGUCACCGGUACUUGAAAAUGACCAGCUCUUCAUUCUACAUUCUGAUAGUAAUUUGAUGAAUGAAGAGAAUGAAGUUAAGGAAAUUGAGAACAACAUGGAUGAAGGAACAAAGAAAAAAGAGAGACAAAACCAAGAGUAUGUAGAUAUUUGGAGUAAAAUUUGCAGGCUAGUUGAAGAUGAAUUGGUUGGAUCAAAUCAAUUGCAAGAAGUAAAGAGGAAACAAAGUGAUUUUGAAAGUAUAAGUGCUGAUUUUGAAUCAGAGAUUUUAAAUCACUUGUUAGAUGAGCUUAUAGAUCAACUUGUUUGUAACCCUUUGAAAGCAUUGCAAAUUUAGAAUAUGUAAAACAAACAUAUUAAUAGGAUAAAGUAAUUUAUUUCUCUCUCUCAUUGC
Molecule: messenger RNA, 1264 nt
Organism: Cicer arietinum (chickpea)
Lineage: Eukaryota; Viridiplantae; Streptophyta; Magnoliopsida; Fabales; Fabaceae
Source: RefSeq, a predicted model, not a curated record